AUGGUUCAGUUAGGUGAGUUAUUAAGUAGUAUUCCUUUAAUAACUCGUAUAUACCUUAUUCUUUCUUCAAUUUUAAUGGUAUUAUGUUCUCUUGAUGUGAUUUCACCUUUAAGUUUAUAUUUAAACUGGAAUCUAGUAUUAAAUGAUCAUCAAUAUUGGAGACUUGUAACUUGCUUUUUGUAUUUUGGCUCGUUUGGCUUACACUUUUUUUGGGAUGCUUAUGUUUUAAUAUAUUACUGUAGUUCAUUAGAAGAUGUAACUUUUAGAAAUAAUUCUGCUGAUUUCUUAUGGAUGCUUAUUGUAUCCUGUUUAAUGCUAUUAGUUGUUUCAUAUAUAUUUGGGGGUGUAUAUUUUUAUAGCAGUUGUAUAAUAAAUGUUAUAACAUAUGUAUGGAGUAAAAAUAACUCUUCAACAAGAUUAACAAUUUUUUUUUUUACAAUUAAAGCUUCUUACUUACCUUGGGUAUUAACAUUAUUGUCAUUAAUUGUUGAUUACAAUUCUAAUGAUAAUUUUUUUGGAAUACUAGUGGGACAUAUUUAUUUUUUUUUUACUAAUGUUUUCCCCCUUAUGCCCAUUUCAAAAAAUACACAAAUUUUUAAAACACCACAAUUUUUGAAAUGGUUACUAAAACAAGAACAAUAA
This is a messenger RNA of Plasmodium gallinaceum, 642 nucleotides long. RefSeq names its product derlin-1, putative (gene DER1-1). The record is from RefSeq and is a predicted model, not a curated record. The transcript is spliced from 6 exons. Bases 1 to 642 code for a protein of 213 amino acids. Gene Ontology annotation, biological process: endoplasmic reticulum unfolded protein response. Gene Ontology annotation, cellular component: endoplasmic reticulum membrane; Hrd1p ubiquitin ligase ERAD-L complex. Lineage: Eukaryota; Apicomplexa; Aconoidasida; Haemosporida; Plasmodiidae. Gene Ontology annotation, molecular function: misfolded protein binding; ubiquitin-specific protease binding.